This is a messenger RNA of Fopius arisanus, 5311 nucleotides long. It is a transcript of the gene Smox, whose product is annotated as Smad on X. NCBI's taxonomy places the organism in Eukaryota, Metazoa, Arthropoda, Insecta, Hymenoptera, Braconidae. The record is from RefSeq and is a predicted model, not a curated record. The coding region runs from base 323 to 1741 and encodes 472 amino acids. Gene Ontology annotation, biological process: anatomical structure morphogenesis; SMAD protein signal transduction; positive regulation of transcription by RNA polymerase II. The transcript is spliced from 5 exons. Gene Ontology annotation, cellular component: heteromeric SMAD protein complex. Gene Ontology annotation, molecular function: RNA polymerase II cis-regulatory region sequence-specific DNA binding; I-SMAD binding; DNA-binding transcription factor activity, RNA polymerase II-specific.
GUCGCAUAUGCCCAACCCUGCACCGAAUGAGUCCGAUUGCGUCUGCCUCGGGGUAAAAUGGCGGCCCUGGCAAAGUUUUCGCCGACAGAGUGAAGUGAUUCUCCGUUGUAUUUAUAUUUACCCUCGUCCCCAUUAAAUCCACCAAAAGCCGUAUCCCCAAAUAAUUGAUAACAAAUCGAUUCACCGAACCUAUGACAAUCCCAUCGGCAAGUGUUGUGACAGAAAGUAAAGGGAAAUAAACAAAUAACCCCCCGGACCAAUUGGCAAGUUAGUGGUGUCAUUGGUAAUAAGGGCGGCCCGAUGCACGUUUCAGUGAUUCCAAAUGAUGACUUCGAUGCUGCCCAGCUUUAAUCCGCCAAUAGUUAAGCGGCUGCUGGGCUGGAAGAAGGCCGAGGGCGAAGACAAAUGGAGCGAAAAAGCCGUUAAAAGUCUCGUUAAGAAGCUCAAGAAAUCUGCCGGCCUCGAGGAAUUGGAGAAGGCCAUCACAACCCAGAGCUGCAACACCAAGUGCAUCACAAUCCCCAGGCCUAGUCCAGGUGGUGUUGGUGACAACGGUGUGCAGGGUGUGAGGGGCAAAGGAUUGCCCCACGUUAUUUACUGCCGUCUUUGGCGCUGGCCAGAUCUCCAGUCUCACCACGAGCUCCGGGCCAUCGAGCACUGCGAGUACUCGUUCACCCAGAAAAGGGACGAGGUCUGCGUCAAUCCUUAUCAUUAUCAGAGAAUCCAGACCCCAGUAUUGCCAGCGAUUCUCGUACCCCGACACAAUCUAUCCGGCGACGAGUCAGUCCUUUACAACACAUCGCUGGAGGAGUUGAGUGUCAGUGUACCGGAGAAUACCAGUUUUCACGCAACGUUAAAUCACCGGCACAAUAAUCAGCAGAAUCUGCCCCAGUCACCCCAGCAGCAGCCAAAUAAUCCGUACCAGGGUAUGCAGAGUAUGCAGGCAACAAGUCCAGCGAGUGUAGGGAGUUUGGGUAGUGUCCAGGGCUCGCCACACCCAGCACCCGGCUCCAUGGAUCCUCCAGCAGAUACACCACCACCUGGAUACAUAAGUGAGGAUGGCGACAACAUGGAUCACAACGACAACAUGUCGUUGUCACGAUUGUCACCGAGUCCAGUCGAUGCUCAACCUGUCAUGUACUGUGAACCUGCUUUCUGGUGUUCAAUAAGUUAUUACGAAUUGAACACGAGGGUGGGCGAGACAUUUCACGCCUCUCAACCAAGCAUAACGGUGGAUGGAUUCACGGAUCCAAGUAAUUCCGAGCGCUUUUGUCUCGGUUUACUGUCAAACGUUAAUCGAAACACUGUGGUAGAGCAGACAAGGAGGCACAUUGGCAAAGGCGUGAGACUGUACUACAUCGGUGGUGAAGUUUUUGCCGAGUGUCAGUCGGACUCCAGCAUCUUCGUGCAGAGUCCAAACUGUAAUCAGCGUUACGGUUGGCAUCCCGCCACUGUCUGUAAAAUACCACCAGGCUGCAAUCUGAAGAUCUUCAACAACCAGGAGUUCGCAGCGCUUCUUUCGCAGUCGGUGUCUCAGGGUUUCGAGGCUGUGUACCAGCUGACCAGAAUGUGCACCAUCAGGAUGAGUUUUGUGAAGGGUUGGGGUGCAGAAUACCGUCGUCAGACGGUGACGUCCACCCCAUGCUGGAUCGAGUUGCAUUUAAACGGUCCCCUCCAGUGGCUCGAUCGUGUCCUCACCCAGAUGGGCUCACCACGUCUCCCCUGUUCAUCCAUGUCCUAAUCGUCGACCUCCAGCCCUAAAGGAGACGAAACGACGAGCCAAAAAAAUGAACUAAAAAAAAUGCUAAUGAACUCAGCACUUUCACAUGAGUCUAGGAGGUGACUGAUUGUGUGGACGAACAGUCCAAUAACCCAAAAAUCUCAGUUUUUCUCCCAACGUGCAGCAGAAUAAACCCAACUCAAUGGUUUUUCCACACCAGAUACUGGAGGAAAACAAGACAUUCAUGUACAUAAACCCAUUAAACUCAUAUAUGCUUGUGUAUAUAUGUUCAACACUGGGAAUCAGGAGAACUCAGUCUUUUACAUAUUUUUAUCGACGAGACGUAUCAUAUACGCCCGAAUUAUCAGAAAACAGGUGCAUAAAGGAUUAUUUAGGCUUGUGAGGGGUCUCGAGUCCUCACGUGGUUUAUUAUGCAUAUAAUAUAUGUAUUGUGUGUCACCCAGGAUAAUACUACAUUCAGAACCUCUGUGUAUUCAGUAUAGUCGAUGGGUAAUGUUAAUCAAUGUAGAAUCGAUUUUUUUUUAUCGAGGGACAGACGUUUAAGACUCGUUGAAUCAUGUAAAUACAGCUCACUUUUUUUUUUAUUUUCUGACGAUUGCACGAGGGAAGUUGUUUGAGCUUUUUCAUUAAGCUGGGAAGUUUUUGUGGGAGGAGAGGUGAUAAGUCUGCUCCCUGGGAGAGGGACCUAUUGAUGGUGUCUUACUGCUAGGAGGUCAUUCUAGUGGAUUUUUAAUUUGAAUUCAGUGGCGAAGUGGGUGAGUAACUAGAAUCGAUUUUCUCAUUUUUUUAGGAUCCAUUUAUCUGGAAAACUGUUGGUUUUAAAAGAAAUUAUCACGAGAUGUUCUUUGUCGGGACUCAACUGCAGAACAAUUCUUUAGUAUUUUCCUGGUAAAUCGAUAGUGUUUUAAAUAAAUGGAUAAUUAAGAUAUUUAAAGAAUGGAUUCUGUUAUUUAUGGCUUCAUUACUGCAUGAAUUUUCUUGGGUGAGGAGGAGUUGAACGGAGAUAUCGAUCCGUAAUGUCAAACUUAUGAAUUAAUUACGUGUAUGGAUGGUCGGUGGGACUAUUUCGGUUAUCGUGUGAUAUUGGAAAAGUCUUAAAGAGUAAAUACUUGUCCUCCAUCUCAAGAAUAAUUCGCUGAAAAGGGAAAGAGAGAGAGAAUUCUUUGACUCGAUUUAAAUAUGUAAAUAUUCUCCAUCGAGACGAUUUCCUCUGGUAUUUCAUCAGUCAUGAGAUGUAAACAAUAACAAAUAGUGAGAACUCAAGAGGUACUGUGUAUUGAUACCUCAAUGAAACUCGAUUGUCGACUAUUUGAAGCGAUAUCAAACCUAUUACAAUAAGAUUUGUUACGAGGCUGUCUGUGAGACAAUUAAGAGAGAACCGGGAGAAGUGGGAGUUAUAGUGUGCGAAGAAAAUUUAUAUUUUAUUAUAUUUCUAAAUUUGCGACGACUAUUGAAAUCGAAGGGCUUUUAUAAUUUCGUUGAAACGAGGAUAUGCGAUUAUUACUGAUAAAUUAUAUAAAACAAGUGCACGUGGUGUACGUCUUUCGGAUUUUAUUGUCUGUGUUUGAGAGUUUUUUUCUUUUUUAUUGGAGGAGUAAUAAAUUGAAUUUUUAAUAAGAAAACAAGAAUGUGAGGUGCAUUGAGGGGGCCAAUCGCGUUUUUUGGAAUUCUCCAGACGUUGUGUUUUGGUUAUUGUGGCUGAUCAAUGCGAGGAGAUACUUGGGGGUGAAAAUCGAGGUAAAUUGUCACAGCUUUUUAAACUUUUCUAUCAUUUUUUUUUAAUGAUGCAUUAUAUUUUAUUGGUAUCCCCCAAUAUUUUUAUCAACCGUUUAUGACGCGUUACCCUCUAUCUGUUCGCCUUGAAUUUUUAAACUGUACAAAAAUUAAAAAAAAACUUUUCCCCAACUUUUAUUUAAAAAAUACUUAUGUAGCUGUCAUUUCCCACCAAUCGAUUCUGAUAAAAAAAAUAACAGAAUAGUGAUAAGAGAUUUUAUCGAGGAAUUAUCAUGUGGUGUUAAAUGUUAGAGGAUUACCUUUGCUGGUCACGAGGAAGUAAGAGUCUUGCGUUUUUUUUUUCUCUCAUCGAUUUAUAUUUAGUUUGAUUAAGCAUUGAAACCAUCGAGUGAAGAGUUCGAUCGAUUAAUUAGUUGCGUUGAAUUCUUUUGUAAUCGCCGAGUAGCUCGAAUUACGAGAAGAACAAGCACUUGACAGACACAAACAAUGCCAUGCUGUGAUAGCCACGUACUGCUUCGACGAAGAUUUUCCUCGAUAUUGUUGACAGAUUCUGAUGCUUCCGUGAAUUGAUGAAGGAUAAUUGCAUUGAGGAAGAGAUAAAACAGUUCAAUUGAAGAGAUUUCCCGCUAAUGCCAUUGGUUUCCAUAAUAUUGUGGAAAAAUUGUUUUUGUUUUCUUUUUUUGUAUAUGAAAUCCUGAAAUGGAACUGUUCCGCCUCCUGUCCUCAGUAAUUAUCCCCCACGCUCCAAGUACUUGCCAAAACUUCGUUGAAGUAGGGCAACAUUUUCAAACAUAACGAGAAGAAUGAAGAUAUAUCCAUAAAUAUGUAAACCUUAUAUAUAAAUACAUAAAAACUGAAAUAUUGCAAUUGUUACGAUCUCUCCUUGAUCUUAGAAAACUCCGAUUCAUGUAGAUUGAAUAGUCCACUCUGUACUCGACGAUACGUGUAUGGCAAGUGCUCAUUAGACGUCAAGACUUAAUUAACCAAUACGUGUGAAGAAAAAUGAUAAGAAAACGUAGGGUUUUCUCCAAACAAUUCUAUUUCAAAAUUUCACAUUCUUUCUGUAGAAAUUCUUCUACCCGACGCUAUUUUCCUAUUAAUUCUUUUCACACGUCCAAUAAUCGAAGAAUAUUCGAUUAAUUCUUUAAAUUCAAUUUCGAGAUAAUCUCCAGAAUCUGAUUGUUAAUUGGUGUAUUAUCUCGGUGACACGUUUUGCACUCGCCAUGAGCUAUAAUCAUUGACACUGUCCAUCCAACUCAUAAAAAUCAUCAUUUCUUUACCGAUCAUUAUUUUUUCUAUGCGAUGGCGUGAGAGCUGUGAGACAAAUAGUCUGAGAAAACGAAAAAAAAAGUGAGAGAAGAGCUUCUAAUCGAAGAGAUACGGAGGGAAUCAUGCGUGUGAGACUGUACUAUAGUUACAAAAUAAACGUAUACGUUAAGUAAUCACCCCAUCCCCAAUUAUUACCACUGCCACAAUAAUUAACAGGACGAGGAAUUCCAAGGGUCCAAUUGAUAAAUAAUAAUAAAACAUGUGAAAUUUAUCCGUGUAUAUCUGCAUGACGAAGAAGACUUACGCUCUACCAUAAAAUAUAAUAACUAUUUAAUUAGAAUUUAUUGUCACGUUCAGUGCAAGACAAUGAUAGUUUCACUGGCAACGAACGUGCGACGUUAUUCUCAGGCUCGACAAUGUCAUAAUCCAGAAGGCAAUUUAUUCUCAAUAGAAUAAAAAAAUGACGAAUUGCUGUCUGGAUUAUCCAAGUAAUUGUGAUUUCGUGAACAACGAAAAAUUUGACAAAUAAAAUUCCUACGAUGAGAGACAACUCCUGAGGUUAACCCC